AUGAAUGCUCCGGGUUUGAACUUGGCAACAACCAACACAACAACAGCAAUAUGCCGGGUUGCAGAGCCUAUCGCCUUGACUUCUAUAUUCCCCUAUUCAUGGGUGAUGGUCAAGGACUUCCACGUGGAUAAUGGCAACAAUGCCUCCUUCUACGCCGGUAUUCUGAUUUCGGCAUUCUCGCUCGCAGAGGCUCUAACCGGUAUGCUCUGGGGUGCUCUUUCAGACCGUGUGGGCCGGAAGCCCAUCCUUAUAUCCGGCUGCGCGGGCACUACGGCCUCCUUGAUCCUGGUGGGGAUGGCCCCUAACUUCUGGGUCGCGCUCGCCGGUCGAGCUCUUGGUGGAGCCCUGAAUGGGAAUAUUGGAGUAAUCCAGACAAUGGUUGGUGAGCUUGUCAAGCGACCUGAACAUUAA
This is a messenger RNA of Penicillium digitatum Pd1, 411 nucleotides long. Its product is annotated as Tetracycline resistance protein, TetA/multidrug resistance protein MdtG. Gene Ontology annotation, biological process: transmembrane transport. NCBI's taxonomy places the organism in Eukaryota, Fungi, Ascomycota, Eurotiomycetes, Eurotiales, Aspergillaceae. The record is from RefSeq and is a predicted model, not a curated record. Gene Ontology annotation, molecular function: transmembrane transporter activity.